Penicillium atrosanguineum is the source of this 339-nucleotide messenger RNA. RefSeq lists its product as uncharacterized. The transcript has a single exon. The record is from RefSeq and is a predicted model, not a curated record. Bases 1 to 339 code for a protein of 112 amino acids. NCBI's taxonomy places the organism in Eukaryota, Fungi, Ascomycota, Eurotiomycetes, Eurotiales, Aspergillaceae.
AUGCCUCCAAUUCGAUUAGCGAAGGCCCCUGUAGCACCUUCGCGCCGCCCGAACUGCCAGCUAGACGCAUAUGUGCGUACAAAACUCGUUGAAUUGAAGAUUAUCGCUGGCUGGACCUAUAAGCAAAUACACCAGGAAUAUUUGUCUAUUCCAAUCGGUACAAUCAAGACAACAAUUAACCGCACGAAUCAGAGAAUAGAGAAUGAGACUUCACCUCGAUCUGGACGUCCCCGGAAGCUAGACGAGGACAAUAAACUAAAGCUUCUGAAUGCUAUUGAUACGAAUCUCCGAAUUACCUACGAGAACAUCCUCGCUACCGUCGAUCAUAAGGUUAAAUGA